AUGAGGCUCUGGUGGAGAGAUACUCGUUGGCGACAAGCGAUGCAAAAACAGGUGGAUGGAUUCUGCUCGGCUUCGACAGGGGGCUGCAAUGCUUCGGACAGGGAAUUGGCCAAGCGAUGGAUGGACGACCGGCUCAACUCAACCAUCUUCGGACAGACGGCGGAGUCCUUCUUCGAGUCCACCACGGGCUUCGGAAGAGAGCUGGGGCUGGAGAUGAACGGCAAAGUUUGGACUCCCAUCCCUCCAAACUUGAUGCUGAACACUGCCUCUAAUCCUCUGGGGAAGACGGAGUUCGAUCCCAUCAUCAGCCUCACGCAGCUCGAAAACGGGGAUCUCGAGGCAUGGUGGGUUGAUAGGGCAAAGACUUCCUUCGAUGUGUCUCUUACCUACGAGCACUUCCCGUUCGACACGCAGCACUUGGAGCUAUGCAUUCCCUUUGACUACUUCUCCGACCCCUACGUGCAGGAUUCACUGGAAGGCCCCAACACUGACAACCCAAUGGAGAUCGAAGAGUUUGCCACGAGGUGGGAUGGUGCGUCUCCAGUCUCGCCGGUAGCGUCCAAGAGCUUUGUGGCGAAGUUAGAAAAUCUCGGCUUCUCGGUGAUUUCCAUCGAACCCACCCGCGUGGACCUGUCGAGGGCAACGACCUCCAUCUGCGUGAAGGUGACAGUGUCCCGACGGAUCACCAUCCUCAUCCUCCGAUUCUUUUGGCCCUUGACAGCUCUGCUCUUCAUUCCAUUCGCCGGCUUUUUCAUCCCCAUUGACAUGGUGAUGCCGCGAGUGGCCACUGGCUUCAUCUCCUUCCUCUCGCUGCAGGUCUUCAGGACCUUGGCGUACUCGAUGAUCCCGAAGCAGACAUCCUCCUUGCUUUGGAUGGAUGUCACGAUGUUCUGCGUUACGGUGAUCAUGUUUGCCAGUGUCCUGGAGAAUGUCCUCGCGCAGGCUAUGCGUGCCACGGUGUCGACAUACUCGGCUCGCUUCGUGGAUGACGUCUCCCGGGUCAGCUUCCCGCUGGUAGGUGUCGUGGUGCUCACGGUGCUUUUUGUCAUGGGUGCGGCAAACAUUGACACAACGUGGAUCAUGAUCGUCGCUCUCUGCAUCACAUGUGGUUGGCUGGUUGCAUUUGGGGCUGCCGUGUUUCUCUACGUGCGAUAUCUCCCUCACCGGCUGAUGAGCAUCCUGAUCCGGCAGAUCUCCUCCUCAGACUUCCGAUACCAGAAGGCCAUGGUCCUUGACCAGAAAGAGCUCGCGCUGAUCUUUCGCACCUUUGACGACGACGGCACCGGUGACCUCAGUGCCGAGGAGGUCAUCGAGAGCUUCGAGGCGCGAGGCCUUCGCUUCAAGGAUCAGGAGGACGAGAUGAACUUCAAGACUCGGUUGAAGCAGAUGUUCCGUCAAAAAGGUGGAAACAGGCUAGACCUGAACGCGUUUUGCCACCACUUCGGUGAACUUUUCAGAUACCACGCUGUCGACCUCGACUCUGCGCCUCCUACGGAUGGGCUCGCAGCUGCAAAGGAGGUCGUCCAGCAGGAGUCCUUCGGGUCCCAGAACUCCUUUUUCGGCGUCUAG
This is a messenger RNA of Symbiodinium sp. CCMP2592, 1569 nucleotides long. NCBI's taxonomy places the organism in Eukaryota, Dinophyceae, Suessiales, Symbiodiniaceae. The record is from the annotation of a GenBank genome assembly.